This is a messenger RNA of Auxenochlorella protothecoides, 1857 nucleotides long. RefSeq names its product LIMR family protein. The transcript has 11 exons. The record is from RefSeq and is a predicted model, not a curated record. NCBI's taxonomy places the organism in Eukaryota, Viridiplantae, Chlorophyta, Trebouxiophyceae, Chlorellales, Chlorellaceae. The coding region runs from base 1 to 1857 and encodes 618 amino acids.
AUGGAGAACUGGUUCUUGAUCAUCAUCAUGGUGGUGGUAGGGCUGCUCACCAUGGCAUCCUCCGUCUACCUCCUCAUAGCCUUCCAACACCCGGAGGACCGGAACCAGGCAUGGUUCCCCAAGAUCGUGGUCUGCCUGGGCAUUUGCUUGGCCAUAUGGACCGUGCUCCUUUUCCCCUUGGAUGUAGCGAAUGUCCACGCCUGUUCUGCGGACCUGCCGCUGGCGGACUGCAGCACCACGCUGCCGAUGGACAUCCUGUGGUAUGCGAUAUACGUUGCCAUCGUCGUCAUGGCAUUCGCCGUCAUCCCCUUUGCCCUCUUCUACUAUGAAGGAGACAGCGAGUGGUCCAUGGGCCGCCGGAUCCUGAGUGCCGUCCUGUGGUCGAUCGGCACAUUCAUCUGUAUCGUCCUUAUCAUCGUCAUUCCCUAUGUCACGAUCGGGUAUGUCAAGUAUCCUGUACAAUCUGCGUGGUCUGGCAUGCUGCCUGUCAGCUACACGUCGAGCGCAACCAUGAACACCUGCAUCGGCCUCUUUGCUGACUACAAUGUGAACGCUCCCUCGGGUCCGCCUGCUGUCAACAACACCAUCGCCUUUGUCGGCAUCAAUUGCAACACGCUGUCCAACGGCCUGUCCGAGGUGUGGACGCUCCGAACCUCGUUCAUCAUGUACGUGAUGGCCAUGGUCUCCACCAUCGGCUGGUUCCUCUUCAUGGUCUUUGGCGCGGUGGGCCUGGUCAGCCUGCCUCUGGACUUUAUUCGCGAGUUCCUGGGCCGGCCCAGGAAGGUCAUCACGCGCUCCCAGUACAUCGAGCGCGCCGCCGACCUGGGCCGGCGCGCCCAGGAGAUCAAGCUGAUCGCGGAGGUGCUGCAGAAGGAAGAGCGGGAACGGGGCCGCAGCUGGAAAUGGCGGCGCAACACGCGUGCCCUGGGCAAUCAGAUGAUCGUGCUGGAGGAGGACGCGGUGCAGCUGGAGCUGGUCUACCCCCAGGGGGAGGACCCGGAGUACAAGUGGGUGUGGAUGAUCAUGAAGUACUGGCUGAAGCUGGUGGUUGGCAUCCUGAGCAUCGGCGUCACUAUCUCCUGGAUUCUGCAGAUCAUCCUGUACAUCCUCAUCUCCCCACCCGUCUCCCCGCUCCUGAACACCGCCUUCACCAAGGCGGAUGCAGUGUUCCCCCUCUUUGGCACGCUGCUCUUUGCCCUGUGGGCCUUCUACCUGCAGGCGGCGGUCAUCAAGGGCAACUUCAAGUUCGGGCUGAAUCUCUUGCUCUUCAGGGGGGAGGACCCGGAGUACAAGUGGGUGUGGAUGAUCAUGAAGUACUGGCUGAAGCUGGUGGUUGGCAUCCUGAGCAUCGGCGUCACUAUCUCCUGGAUUCUGCAGAUCAUCCUGUACAUCCUCAUCUCCCCACCCGUCUCCCCGCUCCUGAACACCGCCUUCACCAAGGCGGAUGCAGUGUUCCCCCUCUUUGGCACGCUGCUCUUUGCCCUGUGGGCCUUCUACCUGCAGGCGGCGGUCAUCAAGGGCAACUUCAAGUUCGGGCUGAAUCUCUUGCUCUUCAGGGUGCACCCCAUGCGGCGCGGCGCGACUUUCAUGUCCUCGUUCCUCUUCAACAUCGCGCUCCUGCUGCUGGCCUCCACCGCCGCCGUCCAGUUCUGCUCCGAGGCCUUUGCGCUGUACGCGGAGAACUCGGACAUCCUCAACAUCUUUGGCGCGCAGCUGACCAGCCUGCAGGGCCUGUCCUGGCUGUACAACAACUCCAUCUUCAUCUAUAUCCUGCUGGGCAUGACCCUGCUCACCCUCAUCUACCGUAUGCCGGCCAUGGUCGAGCAGGCGCGGCGCGCCUUAGGGCGGCUGCAGUGA